Messenger RNA from Penicillium chermesinum, 507 nucleotides. RefSeq lists its product as uncharacterized. Lineage: Eukaryota; Fungi; Ascomycota; Eurotiomycetes; Eurotiales; Aspergillaceae. The transcript has 2 exons. Bases 1 to 507 code for a protein of 168 amino acids. The record is from RefSeq and is a predicted model, not a curated record.
AUGGGAAGCGCUGCCCCUCAAAAGGCAGAAGCAUGCAGAUGUGAUGGGCCAUCCGAAAAAGCCCUCAUCAAUGCACCCUCGAUUGCUGCCUGGUACGAGGUUCGUAAGUCGAACCAAGAUGCGGCUAUCGAUCCUGAAUUCGCGCCCGCGAAUCCCGCGGAUCGGCUAAGCAAUGACAGUCCCCACUCUAGGUUGCAACGGUUCUUCUUCCUCCAAAAACGGACUGAAAAAUGCAAGGUAGGUUGCGGUCUAAAGUUCUGGCCGCUAAGGUGUUCCGCUGGGGCAAGAAAAGCUUACCAUAGUUCGCUUUCCCUCUUUGGUCUCGCGCGCCGAGACGAGUCAGCGAAUCAAAUUCCAGCUUACCGUGCUCAAAAUGAGGCAACCCCGGCGAUCGGGCUUACCAACGCCCUAAGUACUUCUGCUGCUAUUUUCGAAGCGCAGCAUAUGGCCUCGCCAAUUAUGACCGCGCUGGCUCCGAUGGAUUCUUCCCCAGUGCAUACCACAUGA